UGGAGUUUCAUCAAUAAACUUAUUGUGUCCCUUUUCACAGCUCAAGCUAUCCCUGGUGGGAAAGUGGUGAUUGACGUUUCUUACUUUGGAGUGCAUGUCCAUCAAGAAACACAUGAUCUUUGCCAAGAAUUGUCCUGUCCUGUUGCUGAAGGAGACUUUGUGCUGUCUCACACCCAGACUUUGCCUGGUUUCACUCCUCCAGGCUCUUACAAACUUAAGAUGACAAUGGAGGACAAGAACAACCAAAAGUUGUCUUGCUUUAGCUUCAAUUUCAAAAUCGGUUUUGGAUCGUUGAUCUCCGAUAGCUGAGCCAAAAAGCGUGCGAUGUAAUUGCGUGGUUGAAUAUAAGUUUUAG
This is a messenger RNA of Pistacia vera, 355 nucleotides long. RefSeq names its product putative phosphatidylglycerol/phosphatidylinositol transfer protein DDB_G0282179. Gene Ontology annotation, biological process: sterol transport. Gene Ontology annotation, molecular function: sterol binding. The record is from RefSeq and is a predicted model, not a curated record. NCBI's taxonomy places the organism in Eukaryota, Viridiplantae, Streptophyta, Magnoliopsida, Sapindales, Anacardiaceae. The transcript is spliced from 2 exons. The annotation marks the transcript as partial.